Psylliodes chrysocephalus is the source of this 13516-nucleotide messenger RNA. NCBI's taxonomy places the organism in Eukaryota, Metazoa, Arthropoda, Insecta, Coleoptera, Chrysomelidae. The record is from the annotation of a GenBank genome assembly.
UUUUCGUUUAGCACAGUUUGUACACCUGCUUACAGUCUCUGAAGUACAUAGGGAACAGUGUGUGUAUAUUUCUACAUUUUUAGACAAAUAAUUUACUAAAACAAAGAAUAUAAUUAAAGAAGUAGUGUAUGUUGUGUUGAUGUGAUCGAUUACCGAUAUUAUUCAUCGUUUACAGUACAGAAAAGUGAAUAUUGAGCCACACAUGAAGCACAAAAGACCGUUAGUUACAUAAAAUCAGGAAACUGGUGCGGGACCCAUUGAGAAGCUGAAUAUUUAUAGGGAAAUAAUAAACACAUUAUCAAUCGUCGUUUUUUUCCAGUACAAAGACGAUUUGCUUAUCUUUAUAAGCUUUAAAAACAAUUAACAUAUGAAUAUGAAGUAGGAAAAAUUAUCUAUAACAGGAAGAACCAUGAAAAUUGACAGAACUCGCGUACGUAAAAGUACAUCAGAAGUCCCCCUAGAAUGCCAACAACUCAUUGAGAGAUUGCAGCUAUGUUCCAGAACAGAGUUACUAGAAGAAUUAUCCAGAAUUCACUCCUGGACAUUUGGAAAAUGUGAGCUAUUACAUUGGGCACAAAUUCUUGAUGUGUUCGACAGAAUCUUAGGACAGGCAGCUGAAAGGAAUGAUGAAAAUAAAUGGAUUCUUAAGUGUGAUACUUAUGAUGAAGAGGAUUUUCAACUUUUAAUCCAUAUUCUUCGAUUCACGAGUCUCUUAAUAGAGCACUCUUUUUCCCGACAUUUGUACAAUUCUAUGGAGCACUUAUUAGUCCUACUCGAGUCGAAUGAUAUGUCCGUUGUCUUGGAAGUAUUAAAUCUGUUAUAUAUGUUUUCGAAACGAAGCAACUUUAUCACCCGCUUGAAGCCGGAUGAAAAGGAAUGUUUAUUAUCAAGACUUCAGUAUCUGUCAGAGAAUUGGGGUGGCAAAGAGAACGGAUUUGGUCUAGCGGAUUGCUGUGAUGCUGAAAAAGAAAUUCCUCCGUCAGCUACAACUUUGCAUGUAGAAUUUCAUAAAGAAGAUGACCAAAAUUCUCCCAAAAAAGAAGCAAAAGGUACCGAUCCAAAAACUGGGAAGCCUAAUUUGCACAUUAUUCAUAUUGAACACAUUGACAAGCUACAUAAGACUCCAGCUGAAAUUAUGAGACAGCUUGUUUCAAUGUACUACAUACCACCUGAAAAAGAAAUGUGGCUUUUUACUCAUGUGAGAUUGGCUACACAUUUUGCAGACUACCGAAAUAGGCUAAAAAGUGUACAGGCUAGAUUACAGGCUCUGUCUGUUAUGGUCUAUUCAAACAGCAUCGAAGAUUCUCCCUCGAAUUUACUAUACAACGGUUUAUUAGAAGAGCUAGUUGAAGUUGUCGAAUUACAAGAUUCACAAUUAACAGAUAUACGAUGCGCCGCGUUAAGGACACUCACAGCCAUUAUACAUUUGGAUAGAAAUCCACAUAUUCCAAACAGAAGAACUGGGUCAAGACUAAAUAGCAUUAUAGAUGUGACAGGAGCAAGUCAGUAUCACGGAUUUUUACCAGUCUUAGUUAGGAACUGCAUAUCUUCUCUAACGAACCAAAUCGAUUUUGGACAAAGUGCUUUUAAGAAAAUGAAACUUCAAGACGAAGUUUCAACGAUUUUAAUAGAUGACUCUAGCUGUGAUUCAGCAAAAACUUCUGUGUCUGUUAACACCCAAGACAGCAUCAAUAAAUUUUUUGAACCUUGUUUGAUGGACUUCGACGUAGAAGUACCCGCCCAACGGCAGUUGUCGUUUAUAGAUACCAAAUUUCCCGUCAGUUUAACAACUGCUCUAUUCUCGUUUUUAUAUCAUUUGGCUAGCUAUGAAGCUGGAGGUGAAUCGUUGGUUUCUUGUGGAAUGAUGGAAUCUCUCUUACAAGUUAUUAAUUGGCAAGGAUUUGAACUUGAUCACAUUACAUUUGUGACUCGUGCUGUCCGUGUAAUUGAUUUAAUAACUAACAUUGAUAUGGCAGCAUUUCAAAACCAUGGAGGUUUACAUAGUUUUAUCAACAGAUUGGAUACUGAAGUGAAUUUUUGUAAAAAAGACCAGUUAUACCAAAUUAAGACUAACAGCACCGAACAAGCGUUUGAAGAAAACACUCCUGGUACAUCUGCAAGUACAGCAGAAAAAGAUGAAGAAAAUACAACUAUAGAUCUUGAUUAUAAAGCUGAAAAUGCAGGAAAGACUUGUCUACCUCAACGUGCAGCUUUGUUAAAAUCCAUGCUGAACUUUCUUAAAAAGGCUUUCCAAGAUUCGACUUUCGCUGAAAGCAUAAGACAUUUAAUGGAAGGAACUCUGCCAAAUUCUCUUAAAAAUAUUAUCGCCAAUGCUGAAUAUUACGGUCCGUCCCUGUUUCUACUAGCUACAGAUGUAGUUACAGUAUAUGUUUAUCAAGAACCAGCUUUGCUGUCUGCGUUACAAGACAAUGGAUUAACAGAUGUGGUGCUCCAUUCUCUUCUAGUCAAGGAAGUGCCUGCUACCCGGGAAGUAUUGGGUUCUCUUCCAAACGUUUUCAGCGCUUUAUGUCUAAAUAACAGAGGAUUAGAAUCUUUUGCUAAAUUUAAACCAUUUGAGAAGCUUUUCAAUAUAUUACUAUCACCCAAUUACUUGCCAGCUAUGCGAAGAAGAAGAAGUUCAGAACCAACUGCAGAUACUGCUUGCAAUUUGGGUAACGCAAUGGAUGAACUCAUGAGACACCAACCAAGUUUGCGACAAGAUGCUACUUUAGCCAUUAUAAAAUUGUUGGAAGAAUUGGUUCAUCUAGGAACUGAUCCGAAAUACGUUUGUUGGAGGCCCCACAGUAAAUCAGAAAUGUCCCGAUCAACGACAUCUAGAUCUAAUAGGAACACUGAAGGUUCUUCUGAUGAAGAAGAAGAUGACGAAGAGGAAACGUCUACCUCAUCUCAAAACGCCCAAUCAGAGAGCCAAGCUCAAGCUAAUAGUGAACGUACACCUAUAGCUCUCAUAGAUUAUAUUCUGAAUGCUAUGAAGUUUAUAGAUGCUAUAUUAAGUAAUAACUCUACUGAUGAUCAUUGCAAAGAAUUUGUCGAGAAAGGUGGUUUAGUACCGCUAUUGAAAAUUUUGGGACUUCCGAAUUUACCUGUGGAUUGUCCAGUAACGAACCCAGCUCAAGCAGUUGCUUCUGUUUGCAAAAGCAUCCUGAACCUAGCACAGGAACCAUUCUUGUUCUCACAAGGACUUUCUCAAUUAGCUGGAGUCAUAGAGUCACUAAAACCUCUCUAUGCUAAACAAGAAGUACCAGGAGGGUCCAAAUUGCUUCUUGAAUUAGCCAAUGCUACUGAUAUAGAAACGGCUUUCAGUACAGCUUCGGCAACUCCACUCUUGCACGCCAUGGGUGCCGCUCACGGAUACGUUAUCAUGUUUGUCCACAUUUGCCGCACUGGUCAAACUGAUAUAAGGAAUCUUUCUUUACAACAUUGGGGCUCUGAUGAGGGACUAAAAGUGCUAAAAGGACUAGCAGAUUUGUACACAUCCUUAGUUUGGGAAAGCACUCUUCUAUUGGCCUACUGCAGCGAUGAUUUGCUGCCGUCCGAUUGUGAUUUUACCAGAGAAGAUAUCGAAAAACUUAAUGCGUUCUUUGACAGGUGUGAGGGAAAUUCCACAUCAGAUACAGGAGGAACUGCAACAAUCGACGUAUUAGGUCCCAACAACCAUAUUUCCAUGAUGGAUAUCGAUGGUGAAUCCAGUUCUAAUACAAACAAACCAGAUCGUAAUCUGAAAUAUAUCAAACCCCUAUUAGGCGCUUCAUCUAGGCUUGGCAGAGCUCUAGCCGAACUUUUUGGAUUGCUUGUCAAACUCUGCGUUGGCUCUCCUAUACGUCAAAGACGAGGCCAAAACAUCGUGGCUGCACCUCCAAUGCCGUCACCUUAUGCUAGAAAUGUGGCAACAGCGUUAAAUGUACUGCUUGCUGAAGGAUUGGACUGCGACAAACUUCCUCCGUGUCCUACAGCUAAAUGCAGAUUAACCUUUUUGAUAUGCAGCGUCGGUUUUACCAGUCCUAUGCUUUUUGACGAAAGGCGGUACCCUUACCAUCUUAUGUUAAAAAAGUUUGUUAGUCUUGGUGGCCAAGCUAUAUUUUUCAAAACUUUUAAAUGGGCCCUGACUGCUGGAAAUGUACAUUCUAUUAACGAAAUCGAAUAUUCCAACCUCCCAGAAGGCACUGUUGGAUUUUUGGACGCCUGGUUAACUCUCUUGGAGAAGAUGGUCAAUCCAAAAGCCAUUUUAGAAUCUCCUCACAUCAUUUCUAGUCGUCCCUCUCAUACAUACAGCUUCGAUCCUUUGAAAUAUUUAAUACAGAUUCACAGAUUAGCUUUUGAAAGUGUCAUGCUGCUGUGGGGCAAGACACCUUUAGUAGCGUACGGUGCUAGAACAACUGAAACACUCUUGACAAUUCUCAGACAUAUAUUCAGAGGAGAAAAGAUAAUCAAAGAAAAAAUGAAAGCUGAUGAAAAUAAAACAGAUACUUCUUCUACUAGUUCAACAAAUGGCGGGGCUGGCUCAUCUAGUGGCGGGUCUCAAUUCAGAGAUUUGGACGAUAAUUUGAGACAGUUGGUAGAUAUGGGCUUCUCUAGAGAACAUGCAAUUGAAGCGUUAUUACAUUCACAUACUUUGGAACAAGCAACUGAUUAUUUACUGUCCAAUCCUCCACAACUAUCCAGACCAGGAGGUUCUUCAAUGGAGGUAGACGCCGAAGACGAUCAAGUACUACAAGCUAUUGCUAUUUCAUUGGGAUGUAACACAACACCUGGAGCAGAUGCCAAAAAAGAAAGUCCCGAAGAGCAAGAUCAGUCUUUCGAAACUAUGAUUAAUGAAUUUACUCAUCAUGCUUUAGACGUGUGUUUAAAACUUCUAGAAGUUAUACCUGAAACAGUUCAUAAAGUAUGCGAACUUCUAGUAACCAUAAUGAAAAGAAAUGGUCGUACAUAUAGGGAUACUCUCUUAGACACAUUAAUAUCCAAAAUUGUGGAAUGUUCCGCGUCUAUUUCUUACUGCGCGUUCCAAGGAGAACCGAAUGUGAUGACCUACUUUUCUUUGGCUGAAUCUGAGCAGUCCAAACGAUUGACUAACUAUAUUCAUCUAUACAUACUAUUUUUUGAAGUAUCGUCAUAUUUUGAAAUGAAAAUUCCAUGCGCUUAUGCACUUAAUCGAGCAGGCAUGGUUGUACCAUUAAUUGAUCUGGUAUGCAACACUAUCAGCGUGAUAGUAGAUUUACAACCAAGCUAUGAACCAAAAUGGUUGGCGCCAUGCUUUUUAUUGUUAGAUGCUGUAUCUAAAGUAUCGACUUGCACUGAAAGAAAAGUUGAUAUGCAUAUAGCAACCAACCGCGUUUGGAGAUGGUACGAUUUAGCCGCCGGUAGGUGGUCUCAUUACUCCAAUUCCAACAAUAGAUUGAUAAAUGAAGCUUACUGGAACGGGGAACAGAGCAAAAGAGUGACUUGCGGCCGAAAGAGAUACACCAUGACUUUCGCCAAUAUGUUGCAAAUGAAUGAUGAAACUGGAAAUAACCGACCCCUUUCUAUGACUCUAAUGACACUAACGCAUCCCAGUUGCACGGAUAUUAACGGUCCAGAUAUUGAAGAACCGCUUGUGUCAGUACUUACAGAAAAAGAGGAACUUAGAUGUUUACCUGUCCUUGGAUUGACUUUUCUACAAAAAAGGAAUAUUGUAAAAGCCUGUGUGCAGCUUAUGCAUCUUCCAAUUGAAAAGAAUUUAUUACAUUCUGUACUGCAAAUAUGUGUACGAUUCACCAGAGAUUUUCAAAUUGCUAAAGUAUUUGUUGAACAAGGGGGAGUUAAAUGUCUUUUGAGGAUGAGACAAAUAAACGAUUUUGGAGGCUUCGGGAUUCUAGCCACUAUUUUAAUUCGCCACGCUUUAGAAGAGCCUAACACAUUGAAAUAUGCAAUGGAAAAAGUUAUUAGAGGAAGAACCCUAGCUACAAUUCCUCCUCCUUACAAAGACCUAGUUUACUUGACCAGACAAAUAGGCGGGGCCGUUACCCGUGAACCAGAAGCGUUCUUUGAAGUCGCUAACUCAAUAGUCAAAGUUGAUACUUCAGCUGCUAAAGGGGAGGCACCUGUAACGUGCUUACCACUAAAAGUAGAUCCACCAGCUCGUACCAAAGCACCUCCCUUGGAGGAACCUAUUUCUAUCGAAGUAAUUUCUGAUUUAUUAGAUGCUCUUUUGAAACCACUAGAAGACGAUAGAACUCCCGCUGAUGGUGCCGAAAUAGAUGCAGAACCUGAACCAAAUGUGAACGUCGAAGAACUCCCUUCAACAAGCACUCAAACUUUUGAAAAGAAUGAUACUACCGCUGAAGAUAAUGUUAAUAAUAAAAAGAAUGAAAUGACUACCAAAAAACCGAUGUUGCCAAAAUCUGUUAUUCUAAAGAUCUUAGCAGAUGCAGUUGUAUCUUUUGGACCUAUAGCUAAGUUGAUUACUGAAUAUAAAUAUAAGCCCGAUGAUUCUGGUAUUAUAGUUGAAGAUACAUCAGCUCUGGCUUUUAUUUUUGAUAAAAUUUUAACUGGAACGGACAAUAUUUCCGAUUUGGAUUGUGCUACGAUGUGCAGGAUGUUAAUUGCAGCAUUGGCUUCGUCAAAUCAUUCCCCAGAAGCUCAAAUCACUUUGGUUUCUGAGGUGAAAGUAGCGUUAACUAGAGCACUUAACUUACCAGAGUCUUUAAAGAAACAUAGUCAAGUUCAGAAUAUAUGUGGAAUCAUUUCAAACAUGAUAGACAAUUGUCCCUUGCCCCAUGCUAACAGAUGGACCAGCUGCAGCAUUAAUAACAUAGUGAAACUGAUGAUGAGACGUGGAGUUUUUAACGAUUUAGCUAAAAUCACUCACUAUCUAGAUUUAUCUUCACCAAACACAUCUUUUACUGCUAAUGCAGCUUUGAAGCCUUUAGAAUCAUUGUCUAGGACAAUUAAUCAACCCGCGACUACAAACUACAACAGCAAAUCUAGGAAAAAUCAGCAAACCACCGAUGAUGCUUCUACAGCUACACAAAGUGGUACUUCUACCGAGGCAAACGCGCAUGGCGAAGAAAUCGAAGAUUCAGAAAAUGCAGAUAAUGAUAUUGCCCGUGUUGUGACUUCCAGUCCUAUAGAAAAUAAUACUGUAGGAAGUGGUGAACUUGAUAAUGCCCUAGAAGAGAUGAUGGAACAUAUUUUGGAUCACAGAAAUAACGAUAAUAACCAAGGAUACAACGAUGUAACUAAUGCUAGAGGUGCUACUAUGGAUAUCGAUGAGGAAUGCCCCAUUGGUUAUGAACAUGAAAGAGAUGCAACGGAAGAAUUGAUGAGCACCGAUUCUGGCGAAUCAGAUUCAAAUCCUUCUGAUCAAGUGGAUGAUGAAGGUAACGAUGAUAACGAAGGAGACGACGAUACAGAAGAAAAUGAAGAUAACAAUUAUGAUGAAGAUGAUACCAAUGAACGAGACAGGCGAAGAGGUUCUGUGUUAGAAGGAAGUUCUGGUAUGUUUAGAAUUGCAACUACAAAUAGGGAUGAAGAUAUUUUAAUGAUUCAAUACGAUGCCGAUAUCGACAAUGCUUUACCAAGGAUGAUUCGUUGGAAUGAAAAUGGGUAUGCAGUGCCAAUUUUAGAUGAAAACAAUCCCAAUGAUCAUACAGCUAUUACUCACCCGUUGCUCAUGUCACGCAAUAAUUUGGAUACCAAUCAACAUGCAGUAAGUAGGAACCAAAGAGCUAAUCGUCCCAGAAGAUAUCAAUAUCUAUUUAGCCCGAGAAAUCCCAAUCCUCCCGUUAUUUUACAAAGGCUCUUGGGACCACAUGAUCCUCACAUGGCUAAUAUGAUGUCUGCUAACAAUCUCUUAAGCGGUCCAACGGAAAUCCGCGAAUCUGCACGAGUUGUAGUUAUGGACAACUUUGGCAUAAUUCCUUCAAAUGAAGAACCAAUCGAUUUCGUUGAUCAAUCAGGAUAUCUUUUUGGACCCAGCUUAGCAGCAACCCUUAGCCACGUCCCGCCGGUUUUACAUUGGUGGAAUAUUGAAUCGAAAUUGCUGGAUUUAGAAUCUGUGUAUGAUUGCACCACUUUUGUGUGCAAUAAGUUGGUACCAAACCUAAUCAAAUUCAGAAAUGAAGAACUUCGAAACAAGAAGGCCAAGGAAGAUGAAGAAGACACUACAAAGAAACGUAAACAGCAAAAAAGUGAUCCAGAAGUUCAAGAUGACUACAGUCAAGAAACAGUUCUUUUCAAUUAUGACGAUCUGAGUAACACUAUUAUCGAAAAUGAGACUGUUACUGAGCAAAAUAAAGAAACUGCUGAGGAAGACAUUGACGGUGUUCCUUUGGCCACAACGGAAACAGCUGAGACCACUGAAGAACCUAAUAGCAGAGAAGAAGGGGAAGAAGAUAUAGAUGGUAUUCCUCUAGAAAACUCUGACACUUCCAAUGACAGAUCAGAGAGUAACACACAGAAUGAAGACAUUAUCCUCUCUCCACUUCAACUUAGUUUUGUUAGAGGAUCAAAUGAGAAUUCUCAGAGCAGCCUAUCAGAAACCACUCAGAAUGCAGCGGUACAAACAACAGGUACCUCAGAAAAUUUAACAAGAAAUACAGAUGACUCAAAUAGUCGUGCUGAGUCUGAAAUAAGAACAGAAAGUGAUUCUUCAAAUCCUUUUGAACUAUCACUUCCAGCUUACAUCGGUUCUAGAUGCAAUAUAUUAUUCGCCCGGCCUUCUAGUUCUCCUGAUAGAGCCGAUGCUGAUGACGACUCUGAAUUGAGCGAAACGGCACGGAAUGAACUUUUGAGUAGUAUUACAACAGCAAAUCCUCUACGAUCUAUUUUUGACAUUGAUGUCAUAUCUGCGCAAACGAUUGAACAAACUGUAAAUAUUAGACGGGAACUUGAUGCGCUCGAAACCAGAAAUAGACGUGAACCACGCGGUUCAUCCUCCAAUUCUUCUGACGCCACUGAUGCAACAUCUGGAGAUGGAGCACCCCCUCAAUCUGUAAUUACAACUCCUGUGCCUACAACACCUGCGCCUGCUUCAGAGCCUAGUGCAGAAUCAGCUCAAAGCAGUUCUAAUAACGAACCGCCGCCAGAAUCAUCAUCUGUCACUUUGCCUCCAGCAGAAGCAGCCUCGAUUGAAGCUGGUCCAAGUAACGCCAAUAAUGACGAAGAAAUCCCUGAAGGUGUUGAUCCUUCGUUCUUGGAAGCCUUACCACCUGAGAUGCGAAGAGAGGUUUUAGAACAACAUCGAAUUCUGUGUCUUCAACAACGGAUUGCUGCCAGUGCUGCAAAUGCAAGUGCUAAUGUGGCUACGAGUAAUGCUGCUACAGCUAAUAAUGGAGAGCAGCAACCUCGACAACCACAACAACCACAGCAGCAACAACAGCAACAACAGCAGCAACAGCAGCCAGAACAACCAGCUACCUCCAAUGAAGUUAGUCCCGAAUUCUUAGCAGCACUUCCUCCAGCACUGCAGGAAGAAGUUUUGACACAACAAAGGUUAGAGCAACAACGCCAGGCCGCUUCGAGGGCCAAUCCAAAUGAACCUGUCGACGCAGGAGCGUUUUUCGAAACUCUACAACCUUCACUCAGAACGAUGAUAUUGUCCGAUAUGGAAGACUCACAGAUGUCAGCACUACCUCCAGAUUUAGCAGCGGAAGCUCAGAAUUUGCGCAGAGAUUGGUAUGCAAGGAACAGACAGAUGGCACAAGAAAGAUUUAUGCAAAGCAAUUUGACAGCCAUUUAUCGAAAUUCUCGAGGCCGACGACAGCCGUACAGAUCUAAUAAUUUCCCAAGAGCUAGUUGGGCUCAAUUCGGCAGAGAAUUCAUGAGCAACGUCCUAUCCAGUUCGAUACCAGUUAAAGUGAUAAAGGGACGUCAGUUGUUAGACCACGAAGGCCUAGCAUGUUUGCUAGUUUUGUUAUUUACCGACGACGCACACCUAAACAAACUCAGAUUGCAUCGAGUAAUAAGAAAUUUAUGUUACCAUGCUCCUACCAGAGAAUGGAUUAUCAACGCGUUACUUUCUAUUAUAGAAAAAAGCGUUAGUACGCACCCAGACGAAAGUUUGAAUAAGCCUUCUAGAAAAGGUCCAAGGCCUGGACCUUUGACCAGUAAGCUCUUAACGGACGCUAAAUAUUUACAAAACGGUGGCCACUGGCUAACGAUACGGAUGGAAGCAGCGCUAGGCUGUGCUGCUAAUGUAUUUAUUGUUAAUAAAACUAUGGGUAAAAAAUGCGAUAAGACAAAUGGGUCUGCUGCUAUAAGCAUCCAUCCUCAAGCUGCUCCAACAGUAUGCCGAAAUACUCUCGAUUUAUUUACAUCGUUAGCAAAAGCUUUCCCUGCUUGCCUAUUACCUAUUAAAUCUAUCAGAGAUGAGACUGAUAAGGCAACAAUAACUCCAGUGAAAGUCAGAAGCGAUGCAUCCUCAGAUUUCUGGGACGUCCUUCUCCGCUUGGAUUCUGCAACCAAAAAAGGCAAGAGCAUACAGAAAAAUACCGUACCUACUGCUAGCUCUGACACAGAGGGUCCUGUAAAAUUCGAACAGACCGUGUUUGGAAAACUGCUUAACAUGUUGGCUUCUCCAAUAGUACACAGAAAUACACAGUUAACAGAUAAUUUAUUAAAAUUGUUAUCAGUUACCACAUCUGGAAUGCCCGAAUUAGUAAAACCUACAAAACCUACCAAAAGCAACUUACAUUGGCCUAACUUUGAUGAUCCACCUCAGGAUGCCUUAAAUCUGGCAAUCAAUGUCAUCACUUACAAAAAUUGUUCUGAAGAAGGCCUAGAAUUCAUAACGAAUUUACUUCUUAAUCUAGCCAAUGCAUCCCUUCAAAUGAACUUCUUGAUAUUCAAUCUUCUGAUCGACGGUGCCAUCGAAAUUGGCAACAUUGUGGAAAAUCAAAUCAAAAGUAUGUUGAAAGACUUGAGAGAUCUGAUCAACACUACGCAGAAGAGAAAACUAGAAGAAGGCCCGUCCACGUCGAAGGGGAUCAUCUACAAUAGAUUUACCAAUGAACAGGUUGUCGUAACCGCUUCAGCCAAAGUAAAAGCUUCUUGCGAACUCCAGUUACCCUCUAUGGUUCCCUUAACGUCAAAGUCAUCGAGCCAAGUAUUUUUCCUUCGCGUUUUAAGAGUCAUCGUGCAAAUUAGAAAUUCGAUCAAGCAGACUGUUAAGCGAGCAGGAUAUACAAGCAGUGAACUUCCUUCAUUAAGCGACCAAAUGGGCAGCUUAAGCAGUUUCUGGGAAACCCUAAGUCAAUGUUUAUCCGAAUUAGAACACGCGCCCGAUCAUCAUGCCGUCCUUGUUCUACAGCCCGCUGUAGAAGCAUUCUUCCUGGUGCAUUCUCCGCAACAAGCUGCGACUACUACACCGUUCGAAGUAGAAGCCAAUGCGCCGCCAGCGGCGGAAGGGGAACCGACGACCCAGGAGAGUACCGAGGCUCAACCUAAUGCCCCGCCUACGGAAACUCCAAAUCCUGCUCCAGCUCCUCUUCCAGUUAGGGCUGCUGCAGCUGCUGCGACUGCCGCGACCGCUGCGACUGCUGCUAUCGCCGCGACUGCUACGACCGCCGCGACUGCUGCGACCGGCGUUAUUGCUGCCACUGCUACACCCGCCGCUACUGCUGCCACUGCUACACCCGCCGCUACUGCUGCGACUGCUGCAACCGCCGCGACUGCUGCGAUCGCUGAGCAAUCUCCGCGACCGGCUAGCGAAGCAACCACCUCCGAUUCUGAUAAGUUUUCAGAGUCUUCUGGGAAAGCCAGCGUUACACCUGAGCAGACGCAGUUCUUGGCUUUCGCUGAGAAACAUCGUACAGUUCUCAAUCAAAUUCUGAGGCAAAGCACUGCCCAUUUGGCGGACGGUCCUUUCGCCGUGCUUGUAGACCAUACUAGAAUUUUGGACUUUGAUAUUAAACGGAGAUAUUUCAGAACUGAACUCGAAAGAUUGGAUCAUGGAACUAGACGCGAGGAGACUGCUGUCCAUGUUAGAAGGAGCAACAUAUUUGAAGAUUCGUUCAGGGAGUUGUUUAGAAGGCCUCCAGAAGAGUGGAAAAACCGAUUCUAUAUUGUUUUCGAAGAUGAGGAAGGACAAGAUGCGGGUGGUCUUUUGAGAGAAUGGUACGUUAUAAUAUCGAGGGAUAUAUUCAAUCCUAUGUACGCGUUAUUUACUGUAUCGCCUGGUGACAGGGUAACGUAUAUGAUCAACUCGGCCAGUCAUUAUAACUCAAAUCAUCUUUGCUAUUACAAAUUUGUUGGGCGAGUAAUUGCUAAAGCUAUUUAUGAUAACAAGCUUCUAGAAUGCUAUUUCACACGUUCAUUUUACAAACAUAUACUGGGGAUUUCCGUGAAAUAUACUGAUAUGGAGAGCGAGGAUUACAGCUUCUACAGAGGACUAGUUUAUCUCAUGGAGAACAACAUAAAUAAUUUAGGAUUGGAUUUGACGUUUAGUACUGAAAUUAGCGAAUUUGGUGUCACCGAAACAAGAGAUUUAAUACCAAAUGGUAGACACUUCCCAGUAACUGAGGAAAAUAAAAUGGAGUAUGUCAGACUUGUGUGCCAGAUGAAAAUGACAGGCGCUAUUAAACAACAAUUAAAUUCCUUUUUGGAGGGUUUCUACGAUAUUAUACCUAUGCGUUUGAUUUCUAUAUUUAAUGAACAAGAAUUAGAAUUACUAAUAUCAGGAUUACCCAACGUAGAUAUAGACGAUUUGAAAGCCAAUACCGAAUAUCAUAAAUACCAGACGAAUUCGUUACAGAUUCAGUGGUUCUGGCGAGCUUUAAGAUCUUUUGAUCAGGCAGACCGCGCUAAAUUCUUGCAGUUUGUAACGGGAACUUCUAAAGUACCUUUACAGGGUUUCGGAGCACUCGAAGGCAUGAACGGUGUUCAAAAAUUCCAAAUUCAUAGAGACGAUCGGUCCACGGACAGGUUACCAUCAGCUCAUACCUGUUUUAACCAAUUGGACCUACCUGUGUAUGAGACAUACGACAAGCUGCGUGCUUAUUUGCUGAAGGCGAUCCAUGAGUGUUCCGAGGGUUUUGGCUUUGCUUAAAUAAUCCUUUGAUGUUUAAGACUGAUGUGUUAAUUGCUGUUUAUAUCACAUAGUAGACUAGAUUUUGAUGUAAAUAAACGUAUUCUAAAUGUUAAGUGUACAGACUACUAUAUUGGUGUAAAAAAAUUAUUUUUAAUUUUUCUAUAUGCUACAAUUCGUUUAAUUAUGGGUUACAUGCUUGAGUUUAUUACGUUUUUUUUUUGUAAAUUAUUGAUAGGAAGGCACAUGUAUUUUUGUAAAGGGCCUCAAGGCAAUUCGAGUGUGAUAAAAUGAAUUUGAUAGUCAGAUUCAAAAUAGAUUUACUAUUUAAUGUUUUAUUUAAGUCUUGUUAUGUGUUACUACGACCAUCCUCUUUUGUACAUUUGAGUCUGUUACUCCUUACAUAUUUUUUAUUUUUAAUCUUAUUUCUGGCAAAUAUAAUAGUCAAAAUGUAACUGAGAUUUGUGAUUAUAAAAUAAAUGUUUUUCUCAAGCA